CAUUCAGUUAUUGAAAGAAAAAAUCAAUAUGAAGCUGAUAGAUUUGAAUUUACAGAAGAUGGAAUAGUUAUUGACAGUCUUGGUAGUAUACAGAAUGAUGAAUUAAAUAAUGUAAUAGUUUGCUCAGAUCCAAAAGAAGGACCAGUUUCUCUAGGUGAAAAGUCUACA
Messenger RNA from Cetraspora pellucida, 168 nucleotides. NCBI's taxonomy places the organism in Eukaryota, Fungi, Glomeromycota, Glomeromycetes, Diversisporales, Gigasporaceae. The record is from the annotation of a GenBank genome assembly.